AUGGCUGCUGCGGGCAGCGCAUUCGAUGCGCGGGAUUUCUCAUGGGUGGCACAGCUGCCACUUGUGUGGGAUAAGAACCGCUGCUUUCGUGAAAGGAGCCUCAACGGCAUGAAUUUGCUGAAAGGCAUCAUCUUGAAGGGGCAUGGUGCAUCCCCGGUGGUCGUGGGCAACCUGGAGUGCUGCAAGCUAAACGCUGAUGUCCUGGCAACCAUCCUUAAGAUCAUGGGUGACGUGGGGUGCAUCUUUGUUCCGAGGGUGUACCUGUUGCAGGGGGCUUGUUUGGAGUUCCAUUGCAGCGCCGGCUACCCCGAUGCCCUGACCCUGGGUGGUGCAGCUUAUUCGGAUGGUUGGGGUUUGAAGCGACAGCUCGGCUUCUUGAAGCGCAAGUGGAUGCGUGAUCAGAAGCCCCGGGACAAGACCCUUCGCAAGCUCGUGGCAGAGUUCGAGCGGGCUUUCAAGAAGUUGAAGCAGGUUGUUGGGGAUCGCAUCGCGAGAGCUCUGAGAGCUCGAGGGGAGGAAGAUGAUGACGACGAGGAUCCCCAGGCCGACGUGGAUUCGGAUCAGCCCAGGGGUGAUGAAGAUCCGAGUCCCAAAGAUGAUGAGAUGGUGCACAUGGAGCCUGCUUCUGUGGCAGAGGAGACAGAGCCGGGAAAUGCGUCGGUGAGUGUACCUCUGCCCGAAGAGAUGGUCGUGCCGGAGCAGGCAGCGGAGCCGGGAAAUGCCUCGGUGAGUGUGCCUCUGCCCGAAGAGAUGGUCGUCGUGCCGGAGCAGGCAUCGGAGCCGCGAAAUGCCUCGGUGAGUGUACCCAUGGCCGAAGAGACGGCCGUGCCGGAGCAUGCAGCUCCAGCGCUUCCUAGGCAGCCUACAAGAGAGGAUUUGGAGAGGGAGCUUCGCAUAGCUGAGCUGAAGCUCGAGGCCAAACGAUUGAUGGCAAUCGAGCGCAAACGUGCGGCGAAAGAGUUUGCGAAGAGCCUCCCCAAAGGACCUAUCCUCCUGGAUUCCGAUGAGGAGCCUGCCGAUGGCUGUAGCAAAGUCGUGUGCCCUGUGAGAUCAACCGCCGCAUUGGAUCAGGUGGAAACCCAGCCUUUCGAUUUGUCAACUCAGGUUCUGUUGAACACGUUGUCGGAGUUGGACAAGCCUAUGCCAUCUCCCGCAAAAAGGUUCGUGGAUGAGAAGACAAAAGAGCUUGGUGAUUUUGGGUCCCCAAGUGCAGGGGUUCCGGUGGAUGAUGAGCAGGAAACCCCAAGCCCCAGAGGAAUCCAGCCGGUCGAGAUCACCCCUGUGAAAUCCUUUCCCACACGUGAUGAGCAACUCAAUGUCAAAGCUUCGAACGAAGAUGAGAAGAAGAAGCAGAAAGAAGAGAAAGAUAAGGCUAAGGCUGCCGGGCGAGGCAAGGGCCGAGGCAAGGGGCGAGGAAGAGGACGGGGAAAGAAAUCGCUUCCGAAAGAGGCGGAGCCCGACGAUGAGGAGGCCGACGCUGAGGAGCCGGCUGCUGAGGAGUCGGACCAUGAGCCCGAUGCUGACAAGGGCUCGGCUGAGGAGGGCUCGGAGCCUCUCCCAGAGGCUUCUGUGAAGCCUGCAGGCAGGGGCCGUGGACGGUCUAAGGCAGCUCAGGCUGCUGAGUCUCGCGGGCGGGGCCGAGGCAAAGGAAGAGGACGUGGAAAGAAGUCGCAUCCAGAGGCGGCGGAUGGGGCCGACGCUGAGCCAUCAAAGCCAAAGGCUACGGAUGGGGGCGAUGCGCCACCCCGCAAGCGAGCCAAGAAAGCCGUGGAACCCGUGUCAGCCGAGGCUGCUCCCGCAACCAGGGUGCGUGGCAAGAGAGGGGUUGAGAGCGAUCCGAGCAGGAAGGUUGUGCCAAAGAAGUGUGUGCAGAAGGACCCUGAAUGGCCGAACACUUUUGCUCGUCGGUACCGGCCCAACUCGGACAAUUUCACGCAGAAGCUUUGGGAAGGAUGUGUGUUGGCUUUCAGAUCGGUGCUCUACCCGCACAUUGUUCCGGGACAAGCCACCACUACUCAGUCCGACUUCUACGACUUCGCAAAGCAGCAUGGCGAGCAGUUGGACAGAGAUGCUUCGAGAGUUUCCGUGUACAGAAGCUGCGCAAUUGCAGCUGAAAGGUUCGCAAUGCCCUUCGCCGCCACGGCCCUCGGUUCCGCUUGGUCAGUGCAGCUGCUUCGGCUGUCAUGCUUCGGUGUCGCAUGCUGCACCAUAGUGUUCGUCCUCUGUAUCCUGUUGCUGCUCUGGAAUACGAGCAUCGAUUACACCAAGGAAGUGGACUUGACCGAACUUUUCGCUGGAUCGGCGACCCUCUCGAAAGAAUUCUAUUACCAAGGAAAGGAGGUCGCUGCCUGUGACACUGUUUAUGGACAUUUUGUGCAGCAGUUCUAUGUGGCCGCCCGAAUUCUUGUGUGUCAGCGCUGGUGUGCUUGCUGGCAGCUUCGCUUGGGCAGUGGUGGAUACUGGAGCAACCCCGGUAGCAUCAAAACCACCGAGCGCUAUGUGGACCACAAGGGGAAAGCUUGCUUCCAGGGGAAUCGGAUCUAUACUCGAGAAUUUGCUCGCCGAGCCUUCGAGGUGACGCAGCUGGGCAAGGGUGCUCUUUCCAGGUCUGAGUACCCCUUACAUGAGGUUGAAGAGGGCGAAGCGAUUCAAAUGUUUCGUGCGAUGAGCGAUGAAGAUAGAUGUGAAGAUGCAGAUCUAGUGUCAGUUGCACACUACCUUAGAGGAUGCCGUGCCCUUGAGAUCCCGGAGGAAUGGAAAGCCGAUCUUCGGCGACAGCUGGGUAUGGGCCCGGCUGUCAAAGAGGAGCCGUGCGGGGAUGCAAAGCAGCCUGGGCAAAUGAAGGAGACCGGAUUGGACAAGGAGGCCGCCUGGUCGGCCCCGGAAGUCAAUGCAGUCCAUCGGAUCCAGGAGGAGCCCCAAGCGAACAACAGCAAGGCCAAGCAAGUCACUGCAGUCCAUCGGAUCCAGAAGGUCGCCAUGCAGCCGGAGCUCAUGUCCCAGCCAAGCACUCCGUCACCUUCGCACAUCCAGGCCCGGGAGAAACAACUGUAUGAGAUCAUUGCGCACUUGAAGCAGAUGCAGCCGGGGACGCCGAGCAUCUUUGCUCCCGAGUCCGUGCACAGUUCGAGUGCAUCCCCGAACGAGCGGAAGGCAAAACCAGUGAGACUGGACUCGACGGCAUCCUUUGCUACCCGCGCCUCGGUGAGCACCGAAGAGGAGCAGCAGGAGGGGCAGCCCGAGCCGCCAAAGAAGCCAACCUUGGCUAUCGUCGCAACCGGCCCGCAAACCGUGCCGAACCCUUCCGAGCUUGGUGAAACCGACAACGACUCGGACAACGACGAAGCCCGCAACAAGCUCUACAACAAGAUGGAGGCCAAGCUGCGCCGCAUGUGUACCCCCAGUCCCACCACGGGCCGGGUCUCGGGCAGUCCCGAGCUGGUCAAAGACUGGCUUGAAAAGGGGUAUAAAAGGGUGCAGCUCGUGAAGAUCAUGUUGGAGGCAGAUAUGCGCAAGCCUGUGAGUGAAGGAGGCCUCGCCUUCUCUGUGAGUCCCGCAUGCACGAUAUACCUGGUGAAGAAGGUGCAGAAGGUCAAAGCCUUCUGCGAGAAGCACGGGUUCGUGCGGCAGAACCAGUACGAUGAGGACGAGAUGGAGUAUUGGGUUGAUUACAGGACCGAAGGCUCCCGUGGCACCAAUGAGAGUGACGGUGUUAUGGAGAAUCGGGUGGCCGACACCUCCGGUGCCCAAUCCUUUUUGACUGAUGCAUUGGACGAUGCUCCGAUGCCGGAGCUUCCCAUGAAUGGGACAAGUGCAGCCGGGAUUCGGAAAGAGCCGGGUCAGGCUGAUGCUAGCGCCGUCGGUAAGCUGAUGGACGAGGCCCUCUCAACCCGCAAGAACCUGGACAAGCUUAUUAGCAAGAUGAAGAAGGAUAAGGCGGCCCCCUCGGACAUCCAGGGCAUGGAGGACUGCAUCGCGAAGCUGGGCUCGCUGUACGAUGACUUGGCGGGAAUCCAGGCUGAGGUGAAGGUCAACGGUAUGAGCUCUGCGCUUCAGCAACAGCUGGACGAGAAGACCAAGGCCGUGAAGUGUGUUCUGGCCGUAUCCUGCGAGCUGAAGAACAAGUCUAUGAAGCGCAAGGACACCGACGACAAGGAGAAACCCAAUGGACCGCCUAAGUCAAAGGCUAAGGCGAGCCACAAGGCACGUGAUUACGUGCGAAGCUACGGCAAAGGGGUCCCCGCCAAGGACAUCGUCGACAGGGCCAGAGCCUCCAAAAAAGAUGGGGAUCCGUUGUGCGACGCUUGCCGAGCUGUAGCUGAUGUCUCUGAUGGUCACGGGGAGUCCGGUGUUUACAAUGCUCUGAUAAAGACGAAUCUUCUGGUUACCGUACCAUGGACACACGUUCAUAUCGGAGAUGGCCCGCUGAGGCAACACCCGGCUUUUCGGCCGAGGGAUUUUAUUGAUACAAUGGCACAACUGAAUCGAUUCCAUUGUGUGCUAGGUACGGAGCUGGCAUCUGCGCCAGUAGUACUCAAGGACUUUUGGUGCAGCUACAAGAACCAGUUCGCGAGCCACCCUAUUGCAGAGCAGAUCGCUGCAGGAUCAGUGGAUACAGAACACCUUGUGCCGUUAAGUCUUCAUGGGGAUGGCGGCCGGACUUAUAAAAAGUCCGAGCUGAUGAUCUUGCAAUGGCAGCCUGCAAUCGGAGCUGGGACCUCGAAGUCGAAGACAUCUUCUAGGAAGCGCAAACUUGAUAAUGAUAUUGAUGCUGCCGCUGUGAACCUAUUGGGCCACAGUCUAGCUACAAGGUAUCUGAUGAGUGUGCUCCUCAAGAAGUACUAUAUCGAGGAUUCUACACCGCUCCAGACUCUCCUGGGUUUUAUUUCUGACUGGUUUGGGGAUCUUUGGGAGAACGGCUAUGAGUAUGAGGGUCAAAUCUGGAAAUUCAUCCCGAUAGGCUUCAAAGGCGACUUGGUGUUUCAGGCAAAAGCUGCUAACCUGCAGCGAUCCUUCACCCGUGUCCGCAAGAAGAGAAAAACUCCGAAAUCGAAACCACUCGUUGGAUGCUGCCCGUGGUGUCUCGCGGGUACUGAAACUGUCGCCUUCGAAUGUUUUGACAAAGAUGCCGCUUGGAUGCAAACUACGGGGGCCCGGAACCCGGCACCCUGGACAGAGCCGCCGACAAUCCUCCGAGCAAUCCCCCACAGCCCUGACCAGCCGUCUUUCUUGAAACCCGACCUCUUCCACGUCUUGCAGAUGGGCAUUUACAAGGAAUUUGCUGCGAGUGGGCUCUGCUUGCUGCUGUCGGAGUGUGGUGGAACCUCUAACGAUGAGAAUAUGGCACAUAUGAACCGGUAUCUGGUCACGUAUUGCAAGGAACGGAAUGUGAAUCUGCACAUGAGCAAGCUCAGUCUGGAUCUGAUUGGUGCCAAAACACCCACCACAUAUGCAUGUGGUGGCUGGAACAAAGGACAGGAUUCGGUGAUUCUGAUGGGUUUCCUGCUAUGGCUGAUCCGUAGCUCGCUUCUUUCUCGGUUUAGGCUUAUAUAG
Messenger RNA from Symbiodinium sp. CCMP2592, 5553 nucleotides. The record is from the annotation of a GenBank genome assembly. Lineage: Eukaryota; Dinophyceae; Suessiales; Symbiodiniaceae.